UUUAUAUAAAGCUAUAUGUAAACACGCGGAUAAAAUUUUUAAGACGUAAGUGGCGACAGAGAAUGUGUGAUUUGAAGACCGAAAAUGGCUGUCUUCAGAGUUGUAGUUAUAGUCUGGUAGAAGUUUUACCAACCUUGCUGCCUCUAUCAUGACCAACAAUGGCUGCAUUCAGGGCCAGUGUCGUGUUUAAAAUGCCUUUUCUGAUUACGUCUUGGUCCGUGGAUAUGAUGAACCAGUUUUUGUACCCACAUACUGUAAUUUUAUUUUCUGAUAUGAGAAACUGGUUUAUAGCAACAGGAAGUUGUAGUUUUGGCUAGUAAUUCUGUACGUAUUUCUCAGUUGGACGAAAAUCACUCACUGCAGAAUAAAUAAAUCGAAAAGGGGGAAUGAAGAAUAAAUUACAUGAUUGGAAACAACUUCUUUACCUCGACUAAUAUUGCUUCAGUGGUUAAAUAAAGAAUGAUGGGAUGGACGAUGCACGUAGUACGAACAGAGAUGCACGAAAUGCAUGUUAAACCAGACGCGAGUCCUAGGCGCAGGUGGCUGUUAGAAAAAAACAGGAUAUAAAGGUGAUGUGAAUGCCAUUGACUCCAGACAACUGGCAUCACUAGUGCCAUUCCAUAUUCUCAGAGUUUCUGUUUUUGUAGAACAAACAACCACCCAUAACUACUUACGAAUGAAGAACCUAGAGGCAAUAGCACAGAUAACAUGCCAGAACUGUUAUGCUGUGUGUGCAAUUUUUAAAAUGUUCAAGUUUGCAAACGACUCAAAUAUAUCGAUAUGUGCCACUGACUGAUCAACACCAGAAACGACCAAGGAAGAAAGUCUCCGUCUUCUUACAACAGAAUCGUCUAAAAUCAAACCUAACCUAACCUGACGAGGAAGAACAUGAACUCUGCUUUGUGAAAACAAGUUGUAAAUAUGAUUAUUGUGUUUAAAAAACAUUCUUCAGAUGGUUUGCUGGAAAGCUGCCUUGCAGAAGUGAUACAAAAUGCCACUGAAUUGCUUCACAAUGUGUUACGAGACAACAGAUAAAGCAGCGGUUCUUAACCUGGGGUCCGCGACGCCUACUCUGGGGUUCCGUGAUUGUUUACGAAAUUAAAUAAUUUUUCCCAGGAGAUUAAUAAAGUAUUACGUAAAAAGGGAAAAUAAGAAACUGAAAUUUUUAAAACAUCGCGUAACUGGAGGUUAAAAAAUAAGUUGGUACUCCUAGUUUGAUUCCUGAGAUAUUAACGGACGAGAGUAGGCUACAGCUUCCAUCAUCAGGGUGAUAAGUAAGCCAACCUAUUACUCGUAUUUCUAAUCCAACUUUUCCGUGCACGGUUUACUGUAGCCCUGAUGAUGGAGGCAGUAAGCUCCCUGCAACGUCGUACAAUAUCAGGGACUACACGGUACGACAUAAUACUCGUGCGAUAUUGUAACAGGCUCAACACGGAAUAAUUUCUUGAACGUUCAUGUAUUACCUACGUAGGAUAUUAUUUUCCUAACAUUGCCGGCACUGUUCAAUGUGACGUUUAUAAAGAUGGAUAUUGUGCGAAAUGUGUUAGAAGACGGACUCAUGUGAUGGCGAGGUUAUUUAUUUUCACUACAUUUUAGUUCUUUAUUAUUUAAGGCACCAAUGUUGAAUGCAACAAAAAAAUCCAUUUAUUUUGAAAAGUGCAUUAGUGUAAAUUUCGACGAAAAUUAAAAUUAAAUGUGAGGUUAUGUAUAACAGAUUCAUUUGACAAGAACAUAUUUCUAUGCAGUUUUGAUUCAUAAAUUGUGGACUGUAAUUGUUAGAACUAGCCAUGAUUGUCGAGAUUAGCUAAGAAAAUGAAUGGAGAUUGUGCAGAAAUGGAGCUACAAGAAAUUUUGCUAUAUAGUUCUCGUCAUGGAGACAUAACGAUGGUGCAAGAGCUGCUUUCUGCUCGGCGAGAUAAUAAGAUCGUUUUGGAUAUAAGCUGUAAAGGUAAGAGUAAAAGUAAUCUUGGUUGGACACCACUACAUCUAUCAACCUAUUUUGGACAUCGUGAUGUUGCAGAGGAAUUGUUGGCAUAUGGUGCUGAUAUCAAUGCUGUCAAUGAUGCAGGUGACACUUCAUUGCAUAAAGCAGCAUUUAUUGGAAGAGAGGAUUUAGUGCUAUUGUUACUUCAACAUAAUGCAGAUGUGAAUGUUGUAAAUGGCGAGGGUCAGACACCACGGGAUGUUGCCAAGCUUGAAGAUGUUACCAAACUUCUUCAUGCGGCCGAACAGACGGAAGCGCGUCGGAAGGAAGAACAUCUGCUGGCUGCCGCACGUGAGGGUGAUCUCGACACCUUGAAAAUUCUGCUGAAAGAUCAUCAUCCCCCGAACAUCAACUGUGUGGAUGCUCAGGGCAAUUCAAGUUUGCAUUGCGCGUCUUAUCGUGGUCACAAGGAGGCCGCGGUUUUGCUGCUGCAGAAUGGCAUUGACACUGGUGUCAGGAACACGAGAGGACAGACAGCAUUAGAACUUGCGCAAGAUUCACAGAUGCAACAAGUGUUGUGUGUUCGUCCAGUCAGACAGCUACAAAAAUCAGCCACAAGAUUUGAAGGUCAGCUACUUAAGAGAUCAAGAUUUCUCGGAUGGAAACCUAUAUGGGCCGUUUUAGAGCGUGGUGUUCUGACGUACUUCGGCAGUAGAGCGGAUGCAGCAUCGGGCUUUAAAAGAAAAGAUUUCAAAUAUUUAGACGGAGCAAAUAUUUUACCAUUAGAGUGUGAUACCUCUACUUUUGUGGUACGCUUCUCUGAUAGUGCUGUCCACAGGCUCAGUGUUGUUAACUACGGUGAGACUACAGGACAGAUCAGUAGGCAGAAAUGGAUCAAUGCUUUCACGGAGCAUGCGGCAUUCAGCACACAUUAUCUCACUCAGGGACAUGUGGAGUUUGAUGACAGUGACGAUGAAGACCGCCACAUUAAACCUCUUGGUUCGAUGCAGGAUUCCUUACAAACAGCUGCCGCACAUCACAAAGUGAUGGAGAGCCAGUUGACUGACAGUGUCGCCAUCGUUGAAGCGCUGUCGAAUAACAGCCUUCACUGUGAUGCAAUCACCGGUGCUGCUGUUUUGAGGUUUCAGCUCAUGUCAGAUACCGCAGGCAACAUGCUCCAGUCCCUUGGCCACUGUUUGUCGCUGUUUGAGCAGCAAGAAGAGGUUCGAGUUCUGCAACUGAAACAAGAACAAGAAAAAUGCAGAGUUCUUGAAGAAGCACUGAGUGUUCUUGCCAAAGAACACCAUGAACUAGAGCAGUCAAUGGCCUCACACCUGUCCACUAGUCCGUCCCUCCAAGAGCACCGUAGUUUAAUAAGCAGCCACCGAAGUCCUCGCUUCUAUGACACAUCUGAUGAUGAGUUUUAUGAUGCUUUUGAAGCUGAUUCUGACAGUGACACGCUGGUGACUGCAGUGUCUCCGACUUCGGACAGCGAUACGCUCGUCAGUUUUCCAUCCCCUGCAUCUUCGUGUGGCACCCUCGUGUCUGCCGGAGGGCAUGCAUAUCGCUGCGCUCGGGAUAACUCGGCCAAACCCGCACUUACGCGCAGACAUGUUGGAAGGCAUGAACUUCCAGUGCCUAUGUUUAGCCGCAAUGAUUUCUCCAUCUGGUCUGUUCUAAAGAAUUGUAUUGGGAAGGAGCUCAGCAAGAUCACGAUGCCAGUGAUAUUCAACGAACCACUGAGCUUCCUGCAGCGCAUGGUCGAGUACAUGGAAUAUGCCCACUUGCUAAGACGUGCGGCCGAGGAAGCCGACCCAAUUUACAGGAUGCAGGUAACAUUUUUGUUGGAAAACCCGAAGGAGAGAGACCACUUGAAAGACCUAGGUAUAGACAGUAUUAAAAUGGUUCUUGGGGUGGUUGUUUGGGUUAGUCUGAGGAUCGUGACCAUUGGUAGGCUCUUGGUCGUGUGUGAACAAGUUAGUCAUCACCCACCAGUAUCAGCAUUCCAUGCAGACUGCAAAGACUUCAUAUUCCAUGGUUCAAUCCACCCUAAACUCAAAUUCUGGGGAAAGAGCGUAGAGAUUCAGCCCAAAGGACAAGUGACUGUCGAACUUCCCAGGUGGGGUGAAGCAUACACUUGGACUAACGUAAACUGCUGCGUACAUAAUAUAAUUGUGGGGAAAUUGUGGAUGGAACAGUACGGGACGAUGGAAGUAACGAACCAUGUCACAGGUCUUCGGGCAAUCCUAACCUUCAAGCCAGCGGGCUGGUUUUCCAAGGACCUCCACCGAGUGGAAGGCUUCAUCACAGACAAGCACAAGAAGAAACUGCAUUUCCUUUAUGGCAAGUGGACAGAGUUCAUUCGAUGUACAGACAUCCCUUCCUAUGAUGAGUAUGUGCGAGAGAAUGCUCACAAAUUCAGGCGUGAUGGUGAUAAAGGAAAAGGAGCGACUCCUAAUGACAGUCCUUCCCAUACGCCAAAGAAAGUGCUAGCAAAACUCAACAGCUUCAAGGUUGGACCCUUCAAAUCAAAUUCUCAAUCUGAGGGGAGUGUAGAUGAGGGUUGUCCCAUACCAGAUGUGGCUGAAGGGGAGCUCCCCAAGUGUGAUUCCACAUACUCCAUUGACAUUCCCAAUUCAGUUACCUUGUGGGAAGCUGAUCCAAGACCAGACCGAAGUUCAGAGUAUUACCAGUUCACAUUGUUUGCCAUGUCCCUUAAUGAAAUGGAGGAAGGCAUGAAGAGCAAGCUUUGUCCUACGGAUUGCAGGUUUCGUCCUGAUAUUCGAAAGCUGGAAGAGGGUGACAUAGAUGGAGCUGCCGCAGAGAAAACUCGUCUUGAAGAGAAGCAGAGGGAUGCACGAAAGGCACGCAAAGGAAAGAAGGGCCUUGACUGGGCACCAAGGUGGUUUACACCUGGCACAAAUCCUCAUACAAAGCAAGAAGACUGGCUGUAUAGUGGUGGGUAUUGGGACCGAAAUUUUUCAGGCAUUCUUGAUAUCUUUUGAGUAUUUCUUCAGCGCUCAUAACUUCUGGAAUUUCUGUUUUAAACCAACGAUGGAACAGUCUUAUAGAUCCAUCCUGCUGGAAUGUUGUUAGCAAUAGUAAGUGGAAAACCUUUUGAGCUGUUGAACUUUGGUUGCUCAUGUAUUAAUUAUGUAGACAAGGAACAGUCUUUCAUGGGGCAGAUCACUGCAGAAGUACAGUAUCAUGUCCUAGAAGAUCAGGAUUUUUGUUAAAUACUUUGGUUAAGUAAUCUUGGUAAACUUAUAAUAUGUAAUAGUAUCAUAAUUGACUUAUGCUUGAAGUAGGAAUUAUUUCUGUUCUUUAUUUUAAUUUUGUUCAUUAUCAAUAAAAUUAUGUACAGAUGCAGUAAGCUGUGGAAUGUUUUUUUUUAUUACCAUACUAUUUAUAUAAAAGAAAAGCUGCCUGCUUGAAUAGUAAGGUCAUUGUCACUAAGGUCCAGUGACUCCUUCAUAAAAUUGUGCAUUGAUAUCUCAUCUUUCAGAAUAUUAGGCAAUACAGAAUUAUAAUUAAAAUGAAUUGAUAAUCGCUUGUUCUUAAGGAAAAACUGCAAUAUAUCUAGCUGUCUAUACAUGUGAUAUUUAAGGUGUAUAGCAACAAAAAUGUGAACUUAGAAGAGGACAUUUAUUAUCGUCGUUCUAAAUAAGUACCAUGCAGAUGGAACAGCAUUUUAUCUCUUCAAUGAACAGUGUGGAAAAAUUACAGUACAGUUCCAACAUUUUAAAUUCUUGUUUCUUUAUGGAAAAGUAACAGUUAUAAUAAAACAAUCUUAAAACCUUGCAUACCGUGCAGUGUUGAAUAUUUAUCUAAAAUAAAAUAAAACAGUUUACAAAGAUUUUUCCUGUACCUACACAAUGCACACAGUCAACAUUACAAUGUUCAUAAUAUUCACAUAAAUUUACUUUUUUUAUAAUUUAAAAUGGAAACGAGCAUGCUUGCACAAUCAAUUGCCCUGUGUGUCACAGUUUUUACCUGCGCAUUUAAAACCACAAAACUCACAUAUUUUAGUAUGUUCUUACGCGCAACAGAAAUGCCAUUUAUUUUUUUGUAGCUAUGUUCUGAAUGGAAUAAGUGAUGUUCAGUAUUUCCUGGUUUUUAAACCUCUUCCAUGUGGUUUAAGAACUUUUAUCUUCAGAAUUUUCUUCUGGUAUGAAAACAAAUUUGAGCUAUUAUAUCAACCGUUUAAAGCCAUAGCUCAUCUAAGUAAUAUUUGAGAAUUCGGUCUAUUUUGCAAAUAAAAUUCCACACUUCUGCAUUUCAAAUCGGUGGGUUAAUGCUGUUUAAGGAAAUGAUGUUAGUUUAUGCUGAGUAUCAUAUGAAACCCAUAAAUAAUAAAAAAAAAAUACAGUGUUACUUAUUGUUAAAGCAGAUGGUACACAGAGUAACCACUCAGCUUGAAAAGGUUAAUGUUUUAUUUUGCGAAGAUGUUACAGUGAUUAGAUGUCUAUGGAAAUGUAAGUAAUGUCUUAUUUACUGUAUAUAGAGCAUUAAGGUUUUCAUAGAAUUUAAUCAAAAUUACAAUCUGCAGGCUCAGAUUUUGUUAGCAUUUAAAGUAGUAACUUUGAAUGUGUUAGUACAGUUAUUGUAUAAACUAACUGAAUGGAGCAGGUUUCUUGUGAGAAGCUAAUGGCCGCUCAUCUAAUUAAAGAAAUUCCCUGCCAUUUAUGGAAUCUUGAGGUUCGUUGUUUUUUUUUUCUCACUAGCCUACCAGUCCUAAGCCAGCUAAAUCUAUCUGCAUCAUCGUCACCAUAUUCGUUGAUUAUUAAUUUUAAAAUUAGCCUCCCAUUUGAACCUGUAUUUCCAAAAUUGUAGUUUCCAUUCAGUUUUUGUAUCUAAAAUUUCUUAUACAUUUUUGAUAGCACCCGUGUUACGUGUUCAGAUCAGCUACUUGAUUUGAUUACCUUGUCUUCGUUAUCUAUCUAUGACUUUUAAGCUGAAAUAUACUAACAAAAUAAUGUUUCUUUACUUAGAAAUUAACAUGAAGGAUUGAAGAAGUGUAAAAUUAAGAAGUUUCUGCAUCAUUGUGACUUUAUUCUUUUCAAGUUUCAUUACUGUUAAAAUCUGAGAUCUGUGGUGGGGGGAGCACAUUUUUGUAAGUACAAUAAACUUCUGAAAAUUUA
This is a messenger RNA of Zootermopsis nevadensis, 7065 nucleotides long. The record is from RefSeq and is a predicted model, not a curated record. NCBI's taxonomy places the organism in Eukaryota, Metazoa, Arthropoda, Insecta, Blattodea, Termopsidae.